Hydractinia symbiolongicarpus is the source of this 1513-nucleotide messenger RNA. Its product is annotated as endoplasmic reticulum junction formation protein lunapark-A-like. Gene Ontology annotation, biological process: endoplasmic reticulum tubular network organization. Bases 83 to 1243 code for a protein of 386 amino acids. NCBI's taxonomy places the organism in Eukaryota, Metazoa, Cnidaria, Hydrozoa, Anthoathecata, Hydractiniidae. The transcript has 12 exons. Gene Ontology annotation, cellular component: endoplasmic reticulum tubular network. The record is from RefSeq and is a predicted model, not a curated record.
GAAUUGCAUUGACACAUAAAGACUCUUUUUUUUAGAUAACAUAUAAUGGUUUGUGAAUGCUAAAAAACUGUUAUGAGAAGAAAUGGGGUUGUUAUUAUCAGUUGUGUCAAAGUUUCGUAAAAAAACGACAACGAAAGAAACUUUGGAGCAAAUAGAAGAGGACAUAGAACACCUUGAAUCAACGCUACGAAAAAACCGACAACGUCAGAAAUCUGCUGUGCUGUUUUUGCUCUCCACAUCUGUGUUUUUGUACUUGUUGGCUGCAGUUGUGUUUUACAUGUGGUAUAUGCCAACAAAAUGGUCUCAACGAUUGUUGUAUCUGUUACCUUUUGUUGGUUUCCCAUUUUUAGUAUUUAUUCUAAAGAAGACAUUACAUUUUGUCUAUGUAACUGGUAUUAGCAAAAGCGCAAAACAGCUAGAAGAAAAACGAAAAGAAAAGAAAAAAAUUUUGGAAAAUGUAAUGGAAACUGAAACAUACAAAGUAGCUAAAGAAUUAUUACAAAAGUUUGAUCCAACCCGAAAGCUCGUUGAGAUUGAUGCAACUACUAAAAAUUCUCCGCAAAACUCACCAAGUAAUACUCCGGGCCAAGAAUUAAGAAAAAGAAAUUUAGCAGGAAGUCAACCACAUCCUGAAAUGAUCCGGCCAAUUCUAAAUCGACCGCAAAUAACCCCCUCAAUGAAUAACACACCAAGAAUGAUUAAUGGUUCAGGAAUGCGCAGCCAAGCACCAAUGCAACUUAGGUUUUCUUCUCCUAACCAAUUAGGUGGCACACCACUCCCAAACGCUCCAAUAUUACCAAGAGAUCGUUCUUUCUUUGAUAAGGUUGCUGAGUAUUUUGUAGGAGAUGGACCAAAUAGCAGAUACGCUUUGAUCUGUUCAAAUUGCUUUUCUCAUAAUGGUAUGGCAUUAAUGGAAGAAUUUGAAUUUACAGCUUUCAAAUGUUGUUACUGCGGUCAGUUCAAUCCUGCAAGAAAGAAAAGACCGAACGCACCGAAGCUAGAACAAAAUACACGUGAUGAGGUCAAGUCAGACUCAGCGGGGAAGCCGUUAAACGAAUCAAAGGACAUCGAGGAUAAAAAUGAUAGACAAAACAGUGAUGAUGAUAGCGAAACUUUGACCGAAGAUUCUCAAAACGUGCAUCAGGCAGUAGCAAAACAAAUAGAGGAGACAGCAGAUAAAGAGAAUGGUGCUGAAGAAAAUAAAGCUGAUGGCGAAUCUGUUUAUAGUGAAAGCAAGAGUUGAUGACCAAGCUAAAAUGCGUGUUUAUAGAAGAUUGACGCAAUUUGAAAACAAGUGGUUGGACAAAAGCUACUGGAAUAUUUAAUACAGAAAUUUUGAUAUAUUUUAACUAUAAGUCCGUUUCCUGAAUGUUGAAUCAAUUUUGAAGAAUAGUAUAGUGUUGUUUCGUGAAGUAUUUACAGAAUCCUUUGUCUCGUCAUUAAAACACAACGUUCCAAUGACCUUUUCCUUACUUUUCUUAUUGUUUUGUUUUUAAGUUAAAAACGUAAUUUU